Messenger RNA from Phaeodactylum tricornutum CCAP 1055/1, 1468 nucleotides. RefSeq lists its product with no specific name. NCBI's taxonomy places the organism in Eukaryota, Bacillariophyta, Bacillariophyceae, Surirellales, Neidiaceae. The transcript has a single exon. Bases 107 to 1354 code for a protein of 415 amino acids. The record is from RefSeq and is a predicted model, not a curated record.
CAACAUACAAGCUUACACAGGCAGCAAACAUUCCCUUCACUUGACCAUACGGCUAUUGAUCGUAAAUCCGGGCCAUUUUACUGUAAGCGAACCCCGCUUACCGAAGAUGGAGUCUAUCCCAAGUGAAUCGUUCUUGGAUGAGGGGCAGAUGUCAACAGCAAAUAAUAAAAGCAGUCUUGCCAAGGGAGAGGCAGCAAAAAAUAUGCAGCCGCUCCCAGAUGACUUCCAACCUGGAGAGAACGAUGUUAUUUGUGGGCGCGGCCGCAAUGUUUUCAACCACAUUGGUAAUGAUAGCUUUCGUACGAUUGUUGCGGGGUACUUGGAUCAUUAUAAUCAAGCUUCAGCCAAGUUAGAGAAGAGUUUUAUCCUCUCAGAGAUCGUUACGAAGGUCCGUGAACUCAGCCCGAACGGUGGAUUUGUGAAAAAGGAUCCCAAAUCAGGCCGCUGGUUUGAAGUAGGUGACUUUCUGGCCCGGGAGAAAACUUCCCAAGCAUUCCGCGACGCUCUUCACGACAAGUACAGAUCAAGCAACACAGCAAAAAAGCUGAGGCGCCAAGUCGAACAAAUAGACAGGCUGCAUUCCUCCCAAAGCGAUGAGGAACGAGAUUUUAUUUCGCAGAACUCGGCUUCCCUCCAAUUGGGUGAUCUUGAAUCUGUACAAUCAUCCUUACUUGGAACGGACCUACAGAGAGCGAACGCUUUUUUGGGGGAGAACUUACAGUUAAUGCAAGCACGCCGGUCAGCUCGUUCAGUACUGGACUUUCAUGCCAACAACAAGGCUACAGGCCCCCUGAAACAAAACAAUUUCAAUUGGUCAUGCCCUAAUCUCGGGAGCAAAAGAAACACAACUCCGCUCAAUACCGAAGCUUCGAUGCAAAAUUUCGACUGGGGUACGGCCGGCCAAACGAAUACCAAGCCCUCAGCGAGCCUUUUUGCAGAUUUGGGUGAUUUCCCUCCUCUGCCCAUCGCUAACGGCAUGCUGGCCAACCAGACAGGGGGUUUGCCGGGAAGAAAUCAAAACAGUGCAUCAUUCGCCAACCUUCCUCUCGGGAACACAUCGUUGCUUGCAAAUUUUUUGUCGCAAUCAAUUGCUCCCAUCCAUGAGAAUGCGCCUGUGGAAGGUCCAUCGAUUCAAGCUCUAAUGGGAAGAGCUUCCAAGUUUGAUCCGUUUGACAGCAUGCUUUCUCCCGAAGAUUCGCAAAAAGAAUCACUUAAGUCUUUGGAUGAUAUCAUGAUCACGCCUAUAGGAGCAGGUAAGGAUUCGGACUUGUUUGCUAAACUAGCACUACUCACUGAUGAAUAUAAGGGGGAUGGCAAUGUUUUUGAGCCGACACCCAUCGGAGAGACCGCAUAAAGCCAAUUCAUCUCCCCUGAUGUAGAUACAUGGAUGCCUUGCCAGUUUCUUUACUUUUGAUUGGCCUUAUACACUACUUCAUAUAAUAUUUUAUGGACUGAAUGUCAGCGUCAU